This is a messenger RNA of Cheilinus undulatus (humphead wrasse), 1829 nucleotides long. RefSeq names its product akt interacting protein (gene aktip). The transcript has 10 exons. NCBI's taxonomy places the organism in Eukaryota, Metazoa, Chordata, Actinopteri, Labriformes, Labridae. The record is from RefSeq and is a predicted model, not a curated record. Bases 213 to 1103 code for a protein of 296 amino acids.
UUCCGGUUUGUGUGACCGACAUUGGUGUCUGUCAAAGUAUUUAUACAACGCUAGCUGAUCCUUUUCUGGAUAUUUACACCAGGAAACACGUAAAAAUCCACGUUAAAUAGAUUUUAAAGCUUUCGAGCAAACACGCAGCGGAUGGCCCGGACAGCACUUGUCGUGGGACCGACAUAAAAGGAGGGACAUUAGUCUGAACCUCUUAAUGAGUAAUGAACCUUAACCCUUUCUGGAGCAUGUCUGCAAAUACAAGUCGUAAGCAGAGAUCUGACAACGAGGAACAAAGCGGGCACGGGGAGCAGAGAGCCAGCCCUGCCCGGCUGCCCUUCGGCAAGAAACAGCUUCCACCUAUUCCUAAAAAUGCCACACCCAUUACCAAGCCUGCAGCAACUGGUACUCCAGUCCAGUCUGCCAAUGGCACACAUGCCUCCUAUGGCCCCUUUUACUUGGAGUACUCACUGCUGGCUGAGUUCACACUGGUGAUUAAGCAGAAGCUCCCUGGAAUUUAUGUCCAGCCAUCCCACAAAUCAGCACUAAUGUGGUUUGGGGUCAUAUUCAUCAGACAUGGCCUGUACCAGGAUGGAGUCUUCAAAUUCACUGUGUAUAUUCCAGAUAACUAUCCAGAUGGAGAAUGCCCUAAAUUAGUAUUUGACAUCCCAGUCUUCCACCCUCUUGUUGAUCCUGUGUCAGGAGAGCUUGAUGUCAGAAGAGCUUUCACCAAAUGGAGACGGAAUCACAACCACAUCUGGCAAGUCUUGAUGUACGCACGUACAAUUUUCUACAAGAUAAAUACCACAGAACCACUCAACCCAGAAGCUGCAGUGCUAUAUGAAAAGGAUGUUCAAUUGUUCAAAAGCAAAGUGGUGGAUAGUGUGAAACUAUGCAACAGUCAUCUUUUUGACCAGCCUAAGAUUGAUGAUCCCUACGCAAUAAGUUUUUCUCCGUGGAACCCUGCCGUUCAUGAAGAAGCAAAAGAGCGAAUGUUCACAUACAAAAGACGGCCUGAGGAUCACCACAAGGGAACGCAGGUGUCAGGGUUGUCCUGGGUGAAGCCAGGAUCGACGCAGCCUUUCAGCAAAGAUGACAGUCCUCCCCAGAGCUGAACCUGCAGUGUCCUUAAAGCAGCCACUAGGGGGAUCCACAUGCAUCAGAUGCCGAGCCAUUGGCUUGCCUCAGCUGUUUAUUGGGAACUGGGUCCUUGAAACAGUUGGCAGAACUAUGUUAAAUCUCCACAUUAUUGCUCAGCUUUAAAAGCUUUGUAGGCAUCUCUUCAAAGAGCUUUAGAAUAAGGAAACAAAGUUUGUAUCAUAUGUAAAUCAACGACGACAAAUGGAUGUCUCAGCAACAUCAUUUAGGCUGUGAUGCAGUGCAAAGAGCUUUCUCAUUUAGAUGAUCAGAUCCAUGCACAUUUUGGACAAAGUGACAUAUAACAUGUUGUCCCAAAAGGAGCUGAAAGUAUGAGAAUAGCAAUUUGCAAUUGCGUGGCAAGUAAAGUGGACAAAGUAAUCAACACUACAAGCUGAAAUUGGCUUAGGACUGUUCAAUGUUUCAGUUGCAGAUAUGUGGCUAAAACUUCCAAAUCCACUCCACACUCUCCCAUCAUUCACUUUUAUUGGAAUAUGUUUUAUAUUUGCUUACGAUUGGACUAUGAUUUCUUUUUAAUUCCACCAUGUAAACUGUCUUACAUAAUUCUUAAUAUAUAAAGCAGAGCAGGAAAGUAUGGAUCUUAAUGAGAUGCUAAAUAAGUAAGCUCCUGUAUUUUAUUGUCUGAUUUUAUUUCAUUUGAAUGUUUUAUGUAUCAUUUGUUAUUAAAGGUUGAUGUGUAAAUA